Lycium ferocissimum is the source of this 1069-nucleotide messenger RNA. Its product is annotated as SKP1-like protein 1. Lineage: Eukaryota; Viridiplantae; Streptophyta; Magnoliopsida; Solanales; Solanaceae. The record is from RefSeq and is a predicted model, not a curated record. The coding region runs from base 286 to 756 and encodes 156 amino acids. Gene Ontology annotation, cellular component: nucleus; cytoplasm. The transcript has a single exon. Gene Ontology annotation, molecular function: cullin family protein binding. Gene Ontology annotation, biological process: SCF-dependent proteasomal ubiquitin-dependent protein catabolic process.
GGACGUCUUUUGGUCAAGUGAGUAAUUCAAGAGUACCGUCUUGUUUAAAUUGUCUCACCUUGACCGCCAAGAAUAAAGUUGUAGCAAAACCAAAUUUGUUUAGGAUUUGGUAUUUAAUUAAGUCAUGGCUAAAUAGGAUUUAUAGUCAAACUUAUACAGAAAUAGGUUUUUCAGUUUAUAAUCAAAGUAAGUUUCCUAUUAUUAUAAAUAGGAGUGUUGCUAGCUAUUUUAAAUUGUGGAGAAUUAUAGAGAGCAGUUAAAUAUUUAUUGAGUUAAUAUCAAUUCAUGUCUUCCUCAAAGAUGAUCGUGUUGAAGAGCUCUGAUGGCGAGACUUUCGAGGUGGAAGAGUCUGUGGCUAUGGAAUCACAGACCAUCAAGCACAUAAUCGAGGACGAUUGCGCCAACACCAGCAUCCCUCUUCCUAAUGUUACAAGCAGAAUCUUGGCUAAGGUGAUUGAGUACUGUAGGUGCCAUGUUGAUGCUGCUGCUAAGACUGAUGACAAAGCCUCUGAGGAUGAUCUCAAGAACUUUGAUGCUGAUUUCGUCAAAGUUGAUCAGAGCACCCUCUUUGAUCUUAUUUUGGCUGCUAACUAUUUGAACAUAAAGAGCCUGCUUGAUCUCACCUGUCAGACUGUGGCAAACAUGAUCAAAGAGAAGACUCCAGAGGAAAUUCGCAAGAUCUUCAACAUCAAGAAUGACUACACGCCCGAGGAAGAGGAGGAGGUUAGGAGGGAGAAUGCUUGGGCAUUUGAGUGAAUCUGAUGUUUUUAAGUGCCCAUAUUCUGGGUGAUACAGUUACAAUAUACAUUAGUAGAUGUUGUCAACAAUCUUUAUGUUAGUACUACUAAAUAUGUUCCUAACAUUUGCUUUGGAGCCUAUUAAUUAGAUUUUGUUGUUCUUCCUAACUUUUGCAUUGGAACUUUUCACAUCUUUGUUCAAUGAAGAUAGUUACUUCUCUAUUUUGCUAAAAAAAGGAAGAAAAAUUAAAUUGAUUUAAUUAAAAUAAAAAAGAAAACGAAUAAAACAUAAUCCUUCAAAGUGUCGCCUGUGUGGCUAAUGAUUAUGUUGG